AGGGUGGGGAUUCUUUGCAUGGUUUAGUUAUUUAGUUGAUGGAGAAGAUAAGGAGCAAACAGGAUGAGCUGUGAUCGGAAGAUCUCUGGCUGUAUGUUGUUUUUUUGCAAAGCCUGGCAGUGUCUUCAUCUGCUGGGCAGUCAGUUGUUCUGUCAGUUUGGCCACUUCAUGACGUUUGCAGCAUUUCCAGUCACUUUACUGAAAAUCUGCAAUGAAAUCCAUGCUAGUGUUUAUCUGGGGGUUAUUGCUGGUUAUUACAACAGAAACCAGAGUGGAGAUCAUGCCAUCUCUUGGAUAUAUUGAACUGAAUGAGUCCAAGGUGUUCGUCUGUGUAGUGGAGGGCGCUGUGCAGGAGAUGAAGUGGUUGCACCCCAGCGGAAAAGAAAUCAGAGAUAGGGAGGACGAGCGCCUCCAGGUGGAACAAGCAGACAAGAUCGUCUCCAAACUGGUGAUCAGAGACGCGCAGCUGCAGGAUGCGGGGAGAUAUCAGUGUGUGUGCCGAUUUGACGAGAGCUACGCCGAGACCGCCGCUGUCACGGUUACCGUCGUCCAAAAGCCAACCUUUCUGAAUCCCAAAACGUACCACGAGUUCCUGGAAGGUUCGGAGGCGUUCGUCCCAUGUGAUGUCACCGGGAUCCCUCAGCCCCUCGUCACCUGGAAGCACAAAGGAAGGGAUGUGAUGCACACAGAGGACGGUCGCUUCCUGCUGACUGCCCAGGGUCUCCUGAUUCAGGGGGUCCGGGGGUCUGACCAGGGCCUCUAUCGGUGCGAGGGGCGGAUUGUGGACAGGGGGGAGGUGCAGAGUUUGGAUAUCUCUGUGGUGGUGAACGUUCCCCCCACUGUCCGGAUUCGAGAGGGGAAGGUCAAUGUGACGGCUGGCUCCGGCGUCAAUGUCUCCUUGGCCUGUUUGGUAAAUGGACACCCCCAUCCUUACAUCAGCUGGAUCAGGGACGGAGGUCCUGUUGUGGCUGAACCCGGGCGGUUUGGGUUUAACUCGGACCAGAGCGUUCUGACAAUCUACGCAGUGGAGAAGGCGGACGAGGGACAAUACACCUGCACAGCCACCAACAAAAUCAACAGCUCCCGUGACGAUGUGACCCUGCACGUGACGGCCAAUCAAACAGAAGAGGAGGUGCCUUCACCCCACAGCACCGGGCACACCGUGCAAGCGACCGGCGGGCAAGCCGCUACAGUCGGUACCCUGGACCUUAUGAAGGCUCAGCGGAAGGAGCAGUUGGCGGUUCUGCAAAGCCUGGCUGCGCAGCAGGAGAUCCUGGUGCGGAGAGUGGCAGAGAUUGGGGCCGAGAUCAGCCAGCUCACUGCGACCUUGCUCCCUGUUCUGCACAGUCUGAGCCCUCCGGAGAAAGCCCACGACUAACGGCUACUGCCGCGUCCCGGUCUGAUCGCAGGACACGGACGGAAGACGAGUGGGUUUGCGUUAGAGGUGCUUCUUAUCAGAAGUGCAAUUAUCAGCAACCUCUUGAGAAAACCCAGUCAAAUGUAUACCGCUCCAGCCUUUACAUCACCCUCUAGAAUGAACAAACUUUGCUUCAUAAAGUCGUAAAAAAAACA
Molecule: messenger RNA, 1572 nt
Organism: Polyodon spathula (Mississippi paddlefish)
Lineage: Eukaryota; Metazoa; Chordata; Actinopteri; Acipenseriformes; Polyodontidae
Product: neural cell adhesion molecule 1-A-like
Exons: 8
Coding region: 212-1378 (388 amino acids)
Biological process (GO): cell adhesion
Cellular component (GO): membrane
Source: RefSeq, a predicted model, not a curated record